AUGGGGACAACCCUCAAGGGACGUGGGGUGGCGUGCGUGGCCGUGCUGGUGGUGGAAGGGCUGGAGAGGGCGGCGUUCUUCGGCAUCACGGCCAACUUGGUGCUCUACCUCACCAGCAGCACCUUCGGCUGGGGGGGCACCCAGGCGUCCUGCGCCUGCUUGCUCUUCCUGGGGGCUUCCUACCUCCUCUCGCCCGUGGGUGGCUGGUUGGCUGAUGUCUACCUGGGCCGCUACGCUACGGUGGCCACCAGCUUCUUGGUCUACCUGGUGGCCGCGUCCCUGCUGCCCAUCACUGCCACUCUGGACGGGCGCCUCUCGGUGUGUGGGCAGUUGCCAACUGCCACCAUCCAAAACUGCUCUUGGCACCACGGUGGGACGUGUAGGGGGCAGCCCCCCCAGCAGUACUGUGCCCCCACCAUCUACACCGGCCUCCUGGUCUUGGCGUUGGGCGUCAGCUCCGUCAGAGCCAACCUCACCCCCUUCGGCGCUGACCAGGUGAGGGACCGGGGAGGUGACGCCACGCGGCGCUUCUUCAACUGGUUCUACUGGAGCAUCAACCUGGGGGCCGUCUUCUCCCUGCUGGUGGUGGCCUUUGUCCAGCAGAACAUCAGCUUUCUGGCCGGUUACCUCAUCCCCGUCGCCUGUCUGGUCUUGGCCCUCCUCAUCUUCCUCCUGGCCACCCCCACCUUUGUCACCAAGCCCCCCACGGGCAGCCAGGUCUCUGCCAUGAUCAAACUGGCCCUGCAGAGCUGUGGUUGCACCUCGCUGGGGGGCACUGGGACCAGGACGAGCCAGUGGGACCCUGGGGACCCUGUCCCCACCAGUGGGGUCCAGCCUGGAGCUCCUUCACCCGAGGAGGACCUUGCCAACUUCCAGGUGCUGGCCCGGAUCCUGCCGGUGAUGCUGACCUUCAUCCCUUACUGGAUGGUUUACUUCCAGAUGCAGUCAACGUUCUACCUGCAAGGUCUACACCUCCACAUCCCCAGUAUCUUCCAGCGUGGCCAGGACCACACCAGCACCCUCCAGAGCUACACGUUCCCGGAUGCUUGGCUGCUCCUGGCCAACGUGGUGGUCUUGCUGGUCUUAGUGCCCCUGAAGGACCACCUCAUCGACCCCUUCCUAGCCAGGAGGGGGCUGCUGCCCUCGGCGCUCAAGCAGAUGGCCAUGGGCAUGUUCUUCAGCCUCGCCUCCAUCCUCGCGGCAGGCCUCCUGGAGCGCCAGCGGCUGCAGUACGUGCUCCAGGACCAGACGGUGCUGCAGCUCAUCGGUGGGAACCGCUACCCGGCCGUCACCCUGCCCAUCUGGUGGCAGGUCCCUCAGUACCUCCUCAUGGGCAUCAGCGAGCUCUUUACCAGCAUCCCCGGCCUGGAGUUCGCCUACGCCGAGGCCCCCAAGUCCAUGAAAGGAGCCAUCAUGGGUGUCUUCUUCUUCAUCACGGGGGUGGGCUCGCUGCUGGGGUGGGGGCUACUCACCCUCCUCUCCCUGCCCACCCACGGGUGGAUGCGCUGCCCAGAGGACUAUGGGAGCAUCAAGAGUUGCCGCAUGGACCACUACUUCUUCCUGCUGGCCGGGGUCCAGUUGGUCACUUGUCUCCUUGUCACCUGGAUGUCCAGGCGCUACCAGAGUCGGCCACCAUGGCCAAGUGUCCCCCACCUCUGCCGGGGACCAGAGGAGGACUGAUGGGAUGUGGGGGGACAGGGAUGCUGGUCCAGAGUGGGGACAGCACCCCCAAAGAGCCAGAGUGGUCACCCCCAUCUGGGGGUGGUCACCCCAUUCUCUGGU
Messenger RNA from Calidris pugnax (ruff), 1782 nucleotides. It is a transcript of the gene SLC15A3, whose product is annotated as solute carrier family 15 (oligopeptide transporter), member 3. The transcript is spliced from 8 exons. Gene Ontology annotation, cellular component: lysosomal membrane. Gene Ontology annotation, biological process: transmembrane transport. NCBI's taxonomy places the organism in Eukaryota, Metazoa, Chordata, Aves, Charadriiformes, Scolopacidae. Bases 1 to 1680 code for a protein of 559 amino acids. Gene Ontology annotation, molecular function: transmembrane transporter activity. The record is from RefSeq and is a predicted model, not a curated record.